This is a messenger RNA of Fusarium tjaetaba, 693 nucleotides long. RefSeq lists its product as uncharacterized. Lineage: Eukaryota; Fungi; Ascomycota; Sordariomycetes; Hypocreales; Nectriaceae. The transcript has a single exon. The record is from RefSeq and is a predicted model, not a curated record. The coding region runs from base 1 to 693 and encodes 230 amino acids.
AUGCCAGCCCUUCCUCCAUCGUCAACAAUACCCUCAGGGUACAAUUCUCUCUCUGUCCGCCAGAACGACGACUCGAGCAGCUCUUUCACCGCUGUGCCAACAUCCUACAAGAGCACCGAUAACUCCCUCGCUCCCGGUGUCGUCGCCGGUAUCGUCCUCGGCUCCGUCGCUGGUUUUCUUCUCCUGCUGUACAUCAUCUACAUGCUCCUGCACCGCGGCCCAGUCGUGAGAACAGUCGAUGGCGCAUCAACUGUUGUCUCAGGCGGACCUAUGAGCACCGUCACGGGCGACACAUCGACAUAUUUGAGUUUCCGCAGCAGAAGAGAUCGAAGAACGAGGAACAGAUCCCGGAGUAGAGCUACGUCUAGAUCCAAGAGGACGAGAUCGCGCACGACGGUGAAUUCGAGGGAUAGGAGUCGAAGACGAACAUCGCCGCUUGUGGGCGAUAGUCGAGGAGAGCGAAUCAUUGUUGAUCCUCCUGCGCCGCGCUUCGUUCAAGAAUCGACUAUCUCUUCGGAUAACGAGAUUGUUGUUGAGGAGGAGCACAGUGUUUCUCCACCACGACGAUCACGACGACAGAGUCAAGACCGAUAUCGUCGAGAGCCGUUGAUGGGAGAGGGAUAUCGAAGGGACUAUUCCCCAAGAGAUUACUCACCUCGGAGGGAGAGCAGACGGUAUAGCCGAGACCGAUAG